AUGAAAUAUUCCACAAUCACUCACAGUCUUAGUAUCCUUGUAAUAUGUUUCCUACUAACCAACACGGUUGAAGCAUAUCUCGUGCAUAUAUAUGCCACCAAUGACUCAUAUUGGAACCCAAUUGACACCUGUAUACCAUACGUAACAAAUUGUGACGGCCAAGGGACUAAGAUAUGCGACGGUCAAGAAGCAAUCUGCGCCGGUGGCACACUAUUGGAUUGCGAGGUACCAGAUGGCCAGUGGUCUUGUGCUCAUGUAAAGAAAACAAACGUCGGUACUGGAGAUGUGUACUAUGCAACAAACGAAGCUUCGUGUUUUGCAUACAAAGGUUAUAACAACGGCGCUUGGGAAUUUAAUAAA
This is a messenger RNA of Acaulospora morrowiae, 360 nucleotides long. NCBI's taxonomy places the organism in Eukaryota, Fungi, Glomeromycota, Glomeromycetes, Diversisporales, Acaulosporaceae. The record is from the annotation of a GenBank genome assembly.